AUGUCAAAAUCGGAUAACUUUGAAAAAAUAAUUGUCAAUUGUGUCGACAAAACAAUUGAAUCAAUGCUUGUUAGUGAGGGUCCGGACAAAUCUAUAAUGCCAUUGGAUUACAUUUAUUUGAUAUACACUUUCGAUGAUUUAAUAUUCAAAAAAAUCAAGUAUUUGUUGCGGGAUUUUAAUGCCAAUUCGGGUAAUCGUAUAGCUUUAUGGCAAGGUUUCCCAUUAAUCCAAUGGAUUGACUAUAGAUUAGUUAGAAAACAUUAUCAACUGUUUGCCGAAUGUCGGUCAUUGAUUGCCGACCAACUGGUCGAUCGUUAUAAUCAUUUUGUUGGCGACUAUAGUAACGAUAGUAAUUGUUUUCUUAGCAAUAAUGAUGAUGACGACGGUAACCACGAGGGUAUUAUUUGCGAUACACUGGUCAGGGAGUAUAGUAAGGGCAGGUAUCGGCGGUCUAAAACUAAUUCAAUUCAAACUGACCACAAUUUGCGAACAACAACACAAUUACAAGCAAAUACCGAUUCACUGAUACAGUCGUCGAUGUUUAGUCUGAUAGUCGGCGGAGUCAACUCAUCGCAACUGGUCUUUCAAUGGCUGCUACUAUUGUUAGCCUAUUAUCCCGUUAGUCAACAAAGAUUACGAUCGGAAAUUAGCCGCAAAAUUGGCGACCGAUUGCCCAGACAUACAGAUAGACAUCGGUGUCAUUAUGUGAUGGCAUUUAUAGCCGAAACGUUGAGAUUUAGAAAUCCGGCCGCUUUUGGUGCACCACAUAAUACAUUGCGAGAAACAAAAAUUGAUAAAUGGACAGUACCCAGUGGUACGGUAGUUAAUUUUUUUCAAUCAUAUGUUUUACUUGAAGACAAACAUUUUCCAAAUGGCUCUGACUUCCUUCCCGACCGUUUUAUCGAUAGUGAUGGCCAUUAUCUAACAAAUCCAUCGCAUCCGUCAUUCAUACCCUUUGGUGUGGGACGUCGUCAAUGUUUGGGCAUCAAGUAUGCCAUCGCCGAAAUGUUUUUAGUUUUGGUCCGAUUUCUACAAUCGACUCAAGAUUAUGAUAUUGUUUUGGACAGUCAUAAUGGUAUACAACCCAAUCCUAUGGUUGUCGUUUAUUAA
Oppia nitens is the source of this 1110-nucleotide messenger RNA. Its product is annotated as steroid 17-alpha-hydroxylase/17,20 lyase-like. Bases 1 to 1110 code for a protein of 369 amino acids. Gene Ontology annotation, molecular function: oxidoreductase activity, acting on paired donors, with incorporation or reduction of molecular oxygen; monooxygenase activity; heme binding. The record is from RefSeq and is a predicted model, not a curated record. NCBI's taxonomy places the organism in Eukaryota, Metazoa, Arthropoda, Arachnida, Sarcoptiformes, Oppiidae. The transcript is spliced from 4 exons.